Messenger RNA from Cutaneotrichosporon oleaginosum, 2669 nucleotides. RefSeq lists its product as uncharacterized. Gene Ontology annotation, cellular component: nucleus; ribonucleoprotein complex; cytoplasm. Gene Ontology annotation, molecular function: mRNA binding. The record is from RefSeq and is a predicted model, not a curated record. NCBI's taxonomy places the organism in Eukaryota, Fungi, Basidiomycota, Tremellomycetes, Trichosporonales, Trichosporonaceae.
UCCAACUCUAUUCAAUCUCCACGCUACCACGCUACUACCACCUGGAUCGACUAGAUUCCAUUCUCCUCCUCCAUCUCCUCCAUCCUCCAUCAUCAUCUUCAAUCCAUCUCCACUUCACCCUCCUCUCCUCACCUCCCAGCUCCCCGGUAUACCCCUCCCACAAUCCACUCUUUCCAGUCUUAUCCCACCCUCCCUCGGCACCCACUUCAAAAGAGCCCCAUCACUCACUUGCCCUCCACCGCAUCACACUCACACUCGCACUCGCACCCGUUCCCUUCCUGUCCGCAUUCCACAGCGUCGUCGUCAGCGAGCCCAUGGCCGACGCUCGUGAGAGCAGCCCUUCCUACGGCUCAAGCCAUCCAAGCAUCUCGGGCUCUGAACUAGCCAUGGACCAUUCACAUAUGGGCGCGCGCCAGCCCCCCACGUCGGCCGAGAUCGAUGCCGUCAUUGCUGCAGCAACCGCCAACGCUCCCCCCGCGCUUCCACCGAUGGACAUGGGUCUCGAAGCAUCUACCCGAUCCUUGACCCCGCUCAUGACCAACAUUCUGCCGUCGGCGAUCGGAUCGGAUGGGCGCGUAAACCUCUUUGUCGGCAACCUUCCGUACCGAGUACGGUGGCAGGACCUCAAAGACUUGUUUCGAAAGGCCGGGACCGUCUUGCGCGCCGACGUGAGCCUCGGCCCCGAUAACCGCAGUCGAGGGUAUGGCAACGUUCUCAUGGGGAGUCGCGAGGAUGCGGCGCGCGCCAUCGAUCGCUUCAACGGCUUUACGUGGCAGACGCGGACGCUCGAGGUGCGACCGGACCGCCUGCCGCCAGAGUAUGAGCCGCAGCCGCACAUACACCACAAGCCCAUGUUCGGCGGGUAUAUGGGCCCACCGAUGCACCACUUUGGCGGCGGCAGUGGCUGGCAUGGGCGUCCACCACAUCAUGUUGCGCCUUUCGGCGGAUUCGGGCAUCACCUCGGGCCUGGCUCGCACGGAGGGCAUGCGCCCCACCAGCCCUUUGUUCGCCCACCGCCUUCGCUCGCCGCACACGUUCCUGCAGUGCCUCCCAUCGGAGCAUCGCCCUUAGCAGGAUCUCUCACCGCGGGACCAAGUGCGACCGCCUCCGCAGCAGCCUCCAGCGGGUGGGGGCCAGGUGGCACCCGCGACGUCUUUAGCGAUCGCAGUGGGUCGCCGGGGACGCUGGGAGCUCUACCCCUCGGCGCGAACGGCAAGCGCGCAAUCUCACCGAACAGAGGGCUUGAGCCCGGCGAGACGCUCAUCCGUCCUCCUCUUGGUGGACGUCUUGGCCCUAGCCUUCUCAGCAAGCCGGCCAUCUCGGCAGAGUCACUCGAGUCAUCGGCCAGUCUCCGACGCCCGUCAACGAGCAGCUCGGAGGCGCCUACACCCGUACUCAUACCCCCGCCUAUUCCCCUCAAUGGCCUCGCAAACCAGGCCAAAGAUCUUGGCGCACCUAACAGUGUCUACGAUCGGGUAUGCUUUGUGAAGAAUCUUCCCUUCACAAUGCAAUGGCAGGACCUAAAAGACCUGUUCAGACCAGCGGGCGUCGUCAUCCGCGCCGACGUAGCCACCACUCCUGACGGUCAGUCGCGUGGCUUUGGCACUGUACUUCUUGCGUCACCAGAAGAUGCGCAGCGGGCGGCCACCAUGUUCAACGGCCACGAGGUGGAGGGGCGUAUGCUCAACGUCCAGACGGAACGGCAAACGAUUGACGAGGGCAAGAUACAGCCCAUCCAUCCUAUUGAGCCUUUCUCUGCAUUUGCGGCAAAGCCAUCCCCACAGGGGUGGCCCCAAACCGCGUCAGCCGGUCUCAACACGAGACCCCCUGCUGCCGGUGAGGCGUUCUCCUCUGGCUCGUUGACCGGACCAGCGGUGUCUCCAACUGCCUCGACUCGCGUCCCAUGGCAGCUUGACACUGGGGGAGCGACAACGCCGGUCCGGCCCAGCGCUGCCGACGACGCUGCGGCUAACAAGCCGCGCCACCCUGGGCCCAUCACCCUCCCGCCCUUCCCGACGAUGACGGAGAUGAACCCUCUUAGCCCGAUGCAGACGCGCAACCUUCCUCCGAUGACGCCAUCGAUGCCUGGUUUUGUCUUCAACGCGUACCCUCGCACGCCGCCCCCGCCUCACCCCUUCCUGUCGCCAGGUGCAACCGGGCCCUUCUCGCCCGGCGCGCCCGUGACAAGCCCGAUGCAUAGCGGGCGCAAUCCGCUGCUGAACGCUGCUCCCGGCGCUCCCGUCUACCGACCGGUAACGAGGGGCUCCGCCGCCCUCGGCACGCCGACGACGCAGGUGUUUCCCAAUAACUCGGACCGGCCGGCAGCUGGUCCCCCGGGCGGAGAGGUCGACGACUACUUCCCGCCUGUGAAGGGGGCGGAGGAGCUCGUGGGCGCUACCGCUGCUCUGAGCGUCAAGGACGACCCGCCGGUCGAUGCGGACCACGGGAGCGCAGGGCCUCCCGGCGCCCCGCCCGAGGUGACGGUAACCGCAACGUCGCCACCCGCGGCAAAUGGGCGAAGCAGUUUGGACGGUGGUCCACGCCGCGCGGGACCGACGGAGCGACGUGCGAGCUGGAGUGAGGUAGCGAAAGGGUGACGGGCAAGGGUUGAUUCUCGGUAGUUUGGUACACGGUCUGGAGGUUUGGGGAAUGCAUCGAGGUUCUGCGGG